CAGCGGUGUGUCUGUGAAGUGAAGCCGGCGCUGAAGCAUCCGGGAGAUGCAGACACGCAGCCUCAGCUCCUCGCUGAUGUCAUGGUGACCACACCGCUGAGAUCGUUUAUGUGCGUGUUGCAAUGGCGGUGUUGAAGUGGAGGUGAGCGGCACCGUUUCUCGGGGGGAGUGCGCACUCUUUUUUCCUCUCCGCUUUUUCCAGGGAAACGACCAAAACAGAUAGAUCGGCUUUUUGCUCCUUCUUUUCCUGCUGGUUCUUGUACGAGGAACCAUGGCGACGGGACAGGAUGACAGCACUGUCCGUGUGGCGCUGAGGAUUCGUCCGCAGCUGGCCAGAGAGAAGAUCGAGGGAUGUCACAUCUGUACGUAUGUGAUGCCCGGGGAGCCUCAGGUGAUCCUGGGGAAGGAUAAGGCCUUCACCUACGACUAUGUGUUCGACAUGGACUCCCAGCAGGACGCCAUCUACACAGCAUGCACAGAGAAGCUCAUCGAUGGCUGCUUCGAAGGCUACAAUGCCACCGUCUUCGCAUAUGGACAGACGGGUUCAGGGAAGACCUACACCAUGGGGACUGGAUUUGAUGUCAACUUUGUUGAGGAGGAGCUGGGCAUCAUCCCUCGCGCCGUCCACCACCUAUACAAAGGCAUCGAGGAACGCAAACAAGCCGCCCAGGAGCAGGGACGCCCUGUACCAGAGUUUAAGAUCAACGCCCAGUUUCUGGAGCUUUAUAAUGAGGAAGUUCUGGACCUGUUUGACACAGUACGAGACAUGAAGCAGAAAUCUCACAUCAAGAUUCACGAAGACGCCAACGGAGGAAUCUACACCGUAGGAGUGACCACACGCACCGUGUCCUCCGAGGCUGAGAUGAUCCAGUGUCUGAAGCUGGGGGCUCUAUCUCGCACCACAGCCAGCACUCAGAUGAACGUCCAGAGCUCCCGUUCUCACGCCAUCUUCACCAUCCACUUGUGCCAAGUCCGCGUUUGUGCCUCUGACAAUCAAGAAAAUGAGACUGAUAACAAAGUCUCCAACGGAAACUCUGAGCUGGACGAGUACGAGACGCUGACGGCCAAGUUUCACUUUGUGGACCUGGCGGGUUCCGAGAGGCUGAAAAGAACUGGAGCAACCGGCGAUCGAGCCAAAGAGGGCAUCUCCAUCAACUGUGGACUGCUCGCUCUUGGGAAUGUAAUCAGUGCUUUGGGCGACCGGGGCAAGCGGUCCGCACACGUGCCUUACAGAGACUCCAAACUCACCCGGCUCCUACAGGACUCGUUAGGAGGAAACAGCCAAACAGUGAUGAUCGCGUGCAGCAGCCCAUCUGACCGAGACUUCAUGGAGACGCUGAACACAUUGAAAUAUGCCAACCGAGCCCGGAACAUCAAGAACAAGGUCAUGGUGAACCAGGACAAAGCCAGCCAGCAGAUCAGCGCUCUGAGGACAGAAAUAGCUCGACUGCAGAUGGAGCUGAUGGAGUACAAGACGGGUAAACGCAUGGUGGGUGAGGAUGGUGUGGAGAGCUUUAGCGAUAUGUUCCACGAGAACUCUAUGCUGCAGACAGAGAAUGGCAACCUGAGGGUGAGGGUGAAGGCCAUGCAGCAGACCAUAGAUGCUCAGAGGGGGCGGCUCACCCAGCUGCUCAGUGACCAGGCCAACCAGACCCUCGCCAAGGCGGGUGAAGGAGGAACAGAGGAAAUUGGAAAGAUGAUUCAGAGUUAUAUCAAAGAGAUUGAAGAACUAAGAGCCAAACUCCUGGAGAGUGAAGCUGUCAAUGAGAAUCUGAGGAAGAAUCUGUCUCGUGCCUCCAGCCGUCAGUCGUUCUACGGCGGGUCCAGCCCGUUCUCCUCCCCGAUGCUGGCUCCUGAGAAGGAGACGUCUGACAUCAUCGAACUGGCCAAGAAAGACCUGGAGAAACUGAAGAAACGGGAGAAAAAGAAAAAGAAAGGACUCCAGCUGCUGUUGGAGGAGAGAGAGAGGGAGGAAAGGGAGGAGGUGGUGGAAGAGGUUGGGGAUGCCAGUGUCAACAAGGAGGAAAUUCCUGACAACGAGCAAGAAAAGGGAACGGAGAAAGACAUGUCAGAGCGAGCCAACGACGAAGCAGAAAUUGAGGUCCAGGAGGGCAGCGACCAUGAAGAAGGAGAGGAGGAAGAGGAUGAGGAAGAGGAGGAGAUGGAUGUGGAGGAGAGCUCUGAUGAUUCUGACUCUGAGCCCGACGAAAAAGAGAACUUCCAAGCAGAUCUGGCCAACAUCACCUGUGAAAUCGCCAUCAAGCAGAAGCUGAUCGACGAGCUGGAGAACAGUCAGCGGCGUCUUCACACGCUCAAGCAGCAGUACGAGCAAAAGCUGAUGAUGCUGCAGUGCAAGAUCAAGGACACGCAGCUGGAGAGGGACCGUGUCCUCCAAAACAUGAAUUCUGUAGAGAGCGGCACGGAAGACAAGUCUCGUAAAAUUAAGGUUGAAUAUGAGAAGAAGCUGAGCAUCAUGAACAAGGAACUCCAGAAGCUCCAGUCUGCUCAGAAAGAACACGCCCGCCUGCUGAAGAACCAAUCACAGUACGAGAGGCAGCUGAAGAAGCUUCAGAUGGAUGUGGCGGAAAUGAAGAAGACAAAGGUCCGUCUCAUGAAGCAGAUGAAGGAGCAGCAGGAGAAAAAUAGGAUGAAUGAACAUCGUAGAAACCGUGAAAUUGCCACCUUGAAGAAAGACCAACGCAAGCAAGAGCAUCAACUGAAGUUACUGGAGGCUCAGAAGAGGCAGCAGGAGCUCAUUCUGAGGAGAAAGACUGAGGAGGUGACUGCUCUGAGGAGGCAGGCCAGGCCCACUUCUGGUAAGGUCAUCAGGAGAGUCAAUCUCCAAGAACCAGUCCAGGACUCCUCCCACAGACCCCCAUCUGGACGCUUGUACUCCUCCAGCAUCACUGGUCCCAAUGGAAACCGUUUUUCCUACAGGCGUACAGUCGGUAUUUACUCCACCAGAGUGGCUCGUAAUAAAUGGCAGUCCCUGGAGCGGCGAGUCUGUGAUGUCAUCAUGCAGAGGUUGACCAUCUCCAACAUGGAGGCUGACAUGAACCGCCUCCUAAAGCAAAGGGAGGAGCUGACCAAACGUAAGGAGAAGGUCAUCAGGAAGAGGGAGAGGUUGGUGAGGGAGGAGCCAGAGGCAGAGAAGACACUGCCCCCCCUCAACGAAGAAGUAGACGCCCUGACAGCCAACAUCGACUACAUCAAUGACAGCAUCGCAGACUGUCAGGCCAACAUUAUGCAGAUGGAGGAAGCCAAGGAGGAAUGUGACACAGCGGAUGUCUCUGCUGUGAUUGGCUCUUGUACCCUUGUAGAGGCUCGUUUCCUCCUCGAUCACUUCAUCUCAAUGGCCAUAAAUAAGGGUCUGCAGGCGGCUCAGAAGGAGUCCCAGGUGAAGGUGAUGGAGGGCAGGCUGAAGCAGACGGAGAUAACCAGCGCUACACAGAACCAGCUGCUCUUCCACAUGCUGAAGGAGAAAGCAGAGUUCAACCCAGAGUUGGACGCCCUGCUGGGGAAUGCCCUGCAAGAGCUAGGUAACAUUCCAGCUGAAAAUGGGGAUGAUAGCAGCAGUGAUGAGUCUGCACACAGCCCUUCAGCAGAGGGAACUACUUUAUCAUCAGACCUCAUGAAACUGUGUGGCGAGACCAAAACCAGGAACAAGGCUCGUAGGAGGACCACUACUCAGAUGGAGUUACUGUACGCAAACUCCGACUCUGCCCCCGACGCACCCACUGCCGACUUCUCCAGUCCGAUGCUGCCGUUAACUGAGACACCAGAAGGGGACAUGGACACGUCAGGCUCAUCAGUCAGGGACUACACUGCGCUCUCCCCUGGCUUUUCCUCUAAAAUGGGCAGCAUUUCUGGCUCCAGAACUUCGCCAGGGGUGGAAAAGCGAGCUCCGGAGCCUUCGCCGCUCUCUCGCAGGAAGACCUAUGACAAGGCGAAUGCAGCAGCCGACAGGGCAAAGGUCAAGGAGAUCAAACAGGGCGUCAUUAACCCGGUGCCGUCCACUAAGAGUAGCCGGUCAGCCACGUUGCAGUGUGUCCACGUGGCGGAGGGACACAGUAAAGCUGUUCUCUGUGUCGACUGCACUGAUGACCUUCUCUUCACUGGAUCCAAAGACCGGACAUGUAAGGUGUGGAACCUGGUGACAGGUCAGGAGAUAAUGUCCCUGGCCGGUCACCCCAACAACGUGGUUUCGGUCCGCUACAGCUCCAGUUUGGUCUUCACCGUCUCAACUUCCUACAUCAAAGUCUGGGACAUCCGCGACUCGGCCAAGUGCAUUCGUACGCUGACGUCGUCUGGUCAGGUUAAUGUUGGGGACAUCUGCGCGUCUAACACCAGCAGAACUGUCACCAUCCCAGCAGGAGAGAACCAGAUCAACCAGAUUGCCCUCAACCCCAACGGGACGGUUCUGUACACCGCCGCCGGAAACUCCGUCAGAGUCUGGGAUCUGAGAAGAUUUGCUUCCACUGGGAAACUUACUGGUCACCUCGGCCCAGUGAUGUGUCUUACUGUGGAUCAGUCUGGAAGUAACCAAGACCUGGUGAUCACCGGCUCCAAAGAUCAUUACAUUAAGCUGUUCGAUGUGACGGAGGGCUCUCUGGGGAGCAUCAGCCCUACACACAACUUUGAACCACCACAUUACGAUGGAAUCGAGUCACUGGUGGUGCAGGGGGACAUUCUCUUCAGCGGCUCCCGAGACAACGGCAUCAAGAAGUGGGACCUGGACCGCAAAGACCUGCUGCAGCAAGUCCCCAAUGCUCAUCGGGAUUGGGUCUGUGCACUGGGCGUCGUCCCCGGCUCCCCGGCCCUGCUCAGCGGCUGCAGAGGCGGGGUGCUCAAGCUGUGGCACACAGACACACUAGGGACCUUGGGGGAGCUCAAGGGUCACGAAAGCCCCAUCAACGGCAUCUCUACCAACAGCAGCCACCUGUUCACUGCCUCAGAUGACCGGACUGUGAAGAUCUGGCGUGCAAGCGGUGGACUGGACAGCACCUCAGAGGUGGUUGACAAUGUGGACGAGGUGGAAAGCAACUGAACAGAGCGCCACCUGCUGGGUUUUACUAUGGAAGGACAUCAACAGCAUCCAGUGAUGCUGCUUCCCUCCACUUUGACCCCUUACCUCUGAAUCCCAAUGCUCAGCCCUAAAACACACCUUCAUUGCGAUGUAACCUUUAUGACUGCGCCAAGAGGAAACACUAACGUCAAUAGCUGUGUUGUUACACUCUGUAUUCUCAGAGGCUUCUGCUAAUCACAUUUACUUCCCUGUAUUGAGGUUUGUGAACUUUGUCCUUUCUCUUCUGCACUGUAGACACAAAUGCUUAAGAGUUUAACACUGCUCUGUGCUGUGCCAGGAAAACAACUCAAAUACAGACACACAACUACCCAGGGGAAGGGUGGUAGAAAUAAACAGGAGGAAGAGAAGAAGGUGGCAGAGCUAACAGGUUGGUAGCUGGUCUUCACAACCCAGUUCUCUAGUGUCUUUAGAUUGUUUCUCUGCAAGUGAAGCAGGACCAAUGUCCCCAUGUUUCCCCCCCCCCCCCCCCCACUACUAUCAAAAGUGUCUUUACUUUGUGUAGAAACAACAAAUCCCCUUAUGCCUCUUCCUAACUGGUUGUCUUUGCUGUCCUGCACUGCACUGGUGAACAGAACACACUUUACAGUCACAAACCUGCUUCGAGGAGACAUUUGAAAUUAUAGGGGAUGUGAUUAUUCAGUUGCCUGCUGGGAGUUAUCUGUCUGCAAUGGCAAUGGAUUCAAUCAGCAUUCACUCCUGGGCCAAAUGACACAGGUUUUAUUUGCCUCCGAGAUGAGAGAGCACCUUUAAUUUCUGUGCGCUUGGGACGUUGAAUGAUAAGCACCGGGGGGGGGGACAGAAAGGCAAGUGGUAAUGGAAGAUGAGUCAAUCUCCUUUUUUGCGGAUUUACCUGGGUUUAGAAAAACCUGUGUAUACCCUCUAAUUUCUCUGUGUGUGUGUGUGAGAAAAUCGCUACCAUAGUAUGUCUGGUGAGGUCAUGUGUCGUCCUGACAAAUGGAAGGCUACGUCCCUUUUUAUUCUCUAAGUUUUUAGUUACUUCCUUUUCCAAAACACUUUGGUUUUGGGCGUAAUUUUAUUUACGCUAAACUAAGCUGACUGGAUGCUAGUUGCUAGCUUAAUAUUUACUAGCAUUGAGAUUGUCGUCAAACUCUGCGAGCAGGCAAAUAAAUGUAUUUCCCAAAAUGUCGAACUGUUCCUAUAACUCUUGAGCACUUGUGAAAACAGACGUGAUAAGUAUUUGACAUUUCCUAAAUAUGAGCAGGAUAUUCUACACCUGUUUCUUUGUAAGUGAAAAAUUGUGUGUUCACUCUUCACAUGUUGCUGUUAACAAUCACUGAACCCACACUACUGAGUCUACGUCUCCUGCUGCUAAGUCAUGUGCUCACCUUCCUUCACCCUAUGAGAGGGCUUCUUGUCGUGGACUCCAGGUGAGGUCCACUCGGUACCGUAGCAAUGUGUAUGUGUAUAUAUAUAUAUAUAUAUAUAUAUAUAUGUAAUAGCAUCUUUUAGUUUCACUGAGAGGAGAGACCGACAGACUCUGCCCAUGUAGUGAGCCUAACCCCGCCUGAUCGCCACGCUCUGAGACACACUCCCUGUCUCCAUGAUCUGUCUCUGUCACGAUUGUGUGCCGUCACUUUUGAAUGUUCUGUGAAACAGCAGCUGUAGACAUUAUUCAAAAUAAAUAUCUGAUGUAUGUAAACAAUGUGUUUUGAGAAGAAUCUGACUGAUUGUUAGUUUUGUGGGACCACCGAUCUGAACACAGUUUCACACCAGAGGCGAGAGUUACACUUUGGACAGAGCUUUUCCUCCAGUGAGGUGGCAGGCUUUGGUAUAGUGGCUAAAGGUUACUGUAACUUCUUUUCUUCUUUGUUUUGUUAUGCUGUCCUUGUUCCACAUUUUGGGCCUUCCCCUCUGGAGUUUCAGCUGCCAAUCCCAAGCGGCGGCGAUUCUAAUGUCAGAUGCCUGGUGAGAAUAAACGCCA
Molecule: messenger RNA, 7028 nt
Organism: Pleuronectes platessa (European plaice)
Lineage: Eukaryota; Metazoa; Chordata; Actinopteri; Pleuronectiformes; Pleuronectidae
Gene: kif21a
Product: kinesin family member 21A
Exons: 35
Coding region: 272-5047 (1591 amino acids)
Biological process (GO): microtubule-based movement; mitotic spindle organization
Molecular function (GO): ATP binding; microtubule binding; microtubule motor activity
Source: RefSeq, a predicted model, not a curated record